CGUUUCAAUUUCGUUCAUGCGCGACCAUUUAAAAUUUAAUACCUACACAAGACGAACUCGUAACUUCGGCCUCCACGGUUAUUGUUAAAGUGGUAACUGUAGAAGUGUCUAGUGAUUACAUAUUUAUCUUUCUUCUUCUUCUUCUUGUGGUCGUUCCCUCAAUGCUGAGGAUCGUGACUGUAUGUCAAUCUUCUCCACUCGGUUCGGUUCUGCGCCUUACGUACCACUUUAUAUUUAUUAUUAUAUUAUAUUUAUCUUUAAUCAAUGCUUAAUUCCUUAUUAAUCAUUUUAAACAUAUAGAUAAUGUCUAGUAAAUAGAAAAGAAAGUUGUCCAUAAUGCCUUGUCAUGUGAAGAUACUUAUUGGUAUAAGCAGUGGUUGACAUGUACGGGGGACGACACUACAGAAUAAAGAUGGCGCGUGUGAAUACUUAUGCGUUUCAUUACAGUUGUCUUAAUAACCUUUUACUAACUAAUUAAAUACAGUUAUUACAUGGCGCUGAGGACUUAAAGAACUUAUUGAGAUAAAUAUAAAAACCUAAGUGGAAGUAAACCGUUGUAAACGGAAGAUGGAUUCGUUAAAACCACCGCCACCAUUAUGCCUCAUGGGCGACUUGAAACAAAAUUUUCAAAAAUGGACACAGCAAUAUGAUAUUUAUAUGAUUGCUAGCGGGACGGAAGGUGAUGAAAAAAUUAAAGAUAAGCAGAAAAAGGCAAUCUAUUUGCACUGCCUAGGUGCAGAAGCACUAACCAUAUACAAUGGUUUUAAGAACAAAGAAAAGUUAUCUUAUGUGGAAGUAAAACAGAAGUUUAAUGAAUAUUGUUCGCCACCCGGAAAUGAAACUUUUAGUAGACAUGUCUUCUUCAGCAGAAAAAAGAGAGAUGGAGAAAGUUUUGAUGAAUUUUUCUGUACGUUGAGAAAAUUGGCGGGAGACUGUGGGUUUGCAGACCUAGAAGAAAGCUUAAUAAGAGACCAAAUCAUAUUAGGCUUAAAUGAUGCCAAAUUAACAGAAAGAUUGCUUAAGUAAUCGACCUUAACAUUGGAUAGCUGCAUGAAAAUAUGUAAAGUGGCUGAGAGUGCUGCAAAACAGGUUCAAGUCAUGACAGAAAAGACAGUUGAAGCUGUUACAAGAAAACAAGAAUCUCGAAGCAGAAUGCCUAAUCAGAAUAAAACCAGUUUUAAUAAUAAACAACAUCUAGGUAAGAGUGCAGAAGGAUCAGUAAGGUUGAAGAAUAAUAAUUGUGAAAGAUGCGGAGGAGUGCAUUCUCAUCGAUCCUGCCCAGCCUUUGGAAGGAGAUGUGCUAAGUGUAAUCGAUAUGGACAUUACAUGCAGAUGUGCAGAACAGUUGGUGCUGUGUAUGUCAGCGAUGAUGAUAGUGAUGACUCAUUAGUAGUGGGGUCAGUAACUGUGGGCCAGGUUGAUACAGAGGACUGGAUCGUUGAGGCAAAAGUGAGAGGACAGAAGAUGAAGUUCAAAGUGGAUACAGGAUCGCAGGUUAAUAUUUUGACUAGUGCUAUAGUGAAAAAACUAGACUUAAAAAUGACAGAAACUUGUACAAAAUUAAAAAACUUUGAUGGCUCAACUAUAGAAACAGUAGGUAUGACUAAAACUAUAGUGAAAUUCAAUAAAAAAAAAUAUGUACUUGACUUUUAUGUGGUAAAAUUUAAAACUACUAAUGUGCUGAGCUAUAAAGCUGCUGUGCAGUUGGGUUUAAUAAACAAAGUUGAAAAUAUUUCAAAGGAAUAUGUAGUUCAGGACAUUGGUGAAUACAAAGAUUUGUUUCAUGGCUUAGGAAAAUUGAACUAUGUAUACAAAAUUAAAUUAACAGACAAUUGUGCACCUAUAGUGGAGCCACCAAGGAAAAUUCCUUUUAAAUUAGUAGAUAAAGUAAAAAAUGAGCUUGAUCGAUUGGAGCAACUGGAUGUAAUAAAGAAAGUGCAAGAACCAACUGAGUGGGUUAACUCUAUGGUGAUUGUAAAAAAAAGUCAAGAUAAAAUUAGAUUGUGUUUAGAUCCACAAAAUAUAAACAAAUGUAUCAUUAGAGAACGUCAUAAAAUACCUACCUUUGAGGAACUUACUUCAGCCAUGCCUGAUGCCAAAUAUUACUCAGUGUUAGAUGCAAACAAAGGAUUUUAUCAGAUUUUGUUAGCAGAAGAAAGUCAACUGCUAACAACGUUCAAUGCAGGUCAAUUUGGAAGAUAUUGUUUUAAGCGGUUACCAUUUGGCCUGAAUUCUGCCCCUGAGGUAUUUACUAAGUGUUAUUCAGAAAUUUUCAAUGAUAUACAGGGUGUAGUAACUUAUGUUGAUGAAAUAUUAUUAUGGGGAGAUACAAAAAAAACACAUGAUGAAAGAUUACUCCAAGUUUUAGAAAAGGCUCGGCAGGCUGGGGUCAAGUUUAAUAAAGAGAAAUGUGUCAUAGGUGUAAAAGAGGUUAAAUAUGUGGGUCAUAUCCUAUCUAGUGAGGGCCUUAAGCCAGACCCAGAAAAAGUGCGAGCUAUUGUGGACAUGAAAGAGCCAACAACAAAAAAGGAAUUACAAACUGUCUUGGGUAUUAUAACAUACAUUUCUAAAUUUAUACCAAAUACAUCAGAAUUGACAGAAUCACUAAGACAAUUGCUAAAAAAAAACGUAGAGUACAUUUGGGGUGACAAACAAAAAGAAGAUUUUAAAAAACUAAAACAAUUUCUCACUAGUGCAACAGUGCUCAGAUACUUUGAUGUCAACAAACCAGUGACUCUUUCAGUCGACAGUAGUUCCACAGGGUUGGGAGCGGUACUCCUACAGGAUAAUUUACCAGUUGCUUAUGGGUCAAAGACCUUGACAGAGUGCCAAAAGUCAUGGGCACAAAUUGAAAAAGAAAUGUUGGCAAUAGUAUAUGGAUGUGAAAAGUUUCAUCAAUAUAUUUAUGAUAAACAUGUAAUAGUUGAAUCUGAUCAUAGGCCUUUAGAAUACAUAUUAAAAAAAACAAUCAAUGAAACUCCACUAAGACUACAAAGGCUUAGAUUGAGAAUUCAAGGGUAUGACCUGGAAAUAAGAUAUAAACCAGGAAAAGAAUUAUUUGUAGCUGACGCCUUGUCUAGGAAUAGCUUACCAGACAAAAUAUGUAAUAAAGAUUUGGAUCAGCAUGUAGAAUUGCAUGUUUGCUUGAUAACGGAAGGAUUAAAAUUCACAGAACAAAAAUUAGAAGAUUUUAAAAAAAAAACUGCAAAUGAUGAAGAAUGUCAAAAAAUUAUAAAAAAUAUUGAAAUGGGAUGGCCAGAUAAAGUAAAAUUACCAACAGAUUUAAAAUAUUAUCAUUCUAUAAAAGAGGAUUUGUAUUAUGCAAAUGGGUUAAUAUUUAAAAAUAAUGCAGUUUUUGUACCAAAGUCACUGAGGAAAGAAAUAUUAAACUUAAUUCACUACAACCACCUAGGAUUAGAAAAAUGCAAAAAUAAGAUAAGAGGAUUGUUAUAUUGGCCAUUUAUGAAUAAAGAGCUGGAAGACCACAUCAGAAACUGUGAAGCAUGUUUGAAAUAUCAAAAAUCUCAUUCAUUUGAAACCCUAAUUCUAAGGGACAUACCGAAACAACCCUGGGAUAUAAUAGGAGCUGAUAUGUUCUUCUAUAAAAAUAAUAUAUACUUAAUGGUUGUAGAUUAUUUAACUAAAUAUGUGGAAAUUAUAAAUAUGGUGGAUCAAUCCACGCAAAGUCACAUAUUAGCAUUAAAGCAGAUGUUCGCGAGAUGGGGUAUUCCAACAAAGCUAUGUACAGAUGAUGCAUCACAGUUUAAUAGUUACGAAUUUCAAGAAUUUGUGAAAGAAUGGGGAUUUCAGUUAGUUAAAUCUAGUCCAUAUUAUGCGAGGUCCAACGGUAUGGUUGAACGGCACAUUCAGAUUGUUAAAAAAAUGUUUAAAAAAUGUGAUUUUGAUCAGAAAGAUAUUUAUAUGGCCUUGAUGGAAUAUCGCAACACACCUAUAGAUUCAGAAAUUAACAUGUCUCCUAAUGAGUUACUCUUAGGAAGACAAACAGUAACUUUGUUACCUACCAGAUCUUCUUUGCCAGGUAAAAAUAAAUUAAAGAAAGUUAGGAAUAGUUUGCAGAAAAAGCAAAUUAAAUACAAAUAUUAUCAUGAUAGAAGAAAUAAUCAAAAAGGAAUUGAGUUUACAGAGGGUCAAAAUGUGUUUAUAAGGGAUAGUAAAAAUAAAAAUCUUAGGGGGAAAAUAAUACAAAAAAACAAUCAUAGAGCAUACAAUAUUCUAACAGAGCAAGGACAAGUGAUUAAAAGAAAUAGAUACAAUAUUUACAAAGGCUCUUCUAAUAGACAAAGAGACUAUAACAGUGGUGAUAUAGAAGAUUCAAUUGGUAGUAGUGGCAUUGGCAGUGAAAAUGACAAUAUUGAGAGUGACAAUGACAAUAUACAGUCUAAUGACACUACUAGCAAUAGGAAGUCAGUAACUUUGGAAAAUGUAAAUACUGACAUAAGGCAAACAAGGUCUGGAAGGCAGGUAAAACAACCAAGUUGGCUAAAGGGUCAAGUCUUAUAUUAAGUUAGAAUCUAAGUUAAAUAAAACUUCAAAUUGGUUACUUUGUAGGUUUAUUUGAGUAAAGAAAGGGAGAUGUCAUGUGAAGAUACUUAUUGGUAUAAGCUGUGGUUGACAUGUACGGGGGACGACACUACAGAAUAAAGAUGGCGCGUGUGAAUA
Bombyx mori (domestic silkworm) is the source of this 4680-nucleotide messenger RNA. RefSeq lists its product as uncharacterized. Gene Ontology annotation, biological process: DNA integration. The record is from RefSeq and is a predicted model, not a curated record. Lineage: Eukaryota; Metazoa; Arthropoda; Insecta; Lepidoptera; Bombycidae. The coding region runs from base 1051 to 4524 and encodes 1157 amino acids. Gene Ontology annotation, molecular function: nucleic acid binding. The transcript has a single exon.